Messenger RNA from Oryzias melastigma (Indian medaka), 4100 nucleotides. RefSeq names its product b(0,+)-type amino acid transporter 1. NCBI's taxonomy places the organism in Eukaryota, Metazoa, Chordata, Actinopteri, Beloniformes, Adrianichthyidae. Gene Ontology annotation, biological process: amino acid transmembrane transport. The record is from RefSeq and is a predicted model, not a curated record. Gene Ontology annotation, cellular component: membrane. The coding region runs from base 55 to 1461 and encodes 468 amino acids. Gene Ontology annotation, molecular function: L-amino acid transmembrane transporter activity. The transcript has 6 exons.
UUCCCCUUGCAGCCGAAGGUGUCAGACAGCAGAUGGUCUGGAACUGCCGCGAACAUGGAUGACAAGGAGCACAAGCUCAGCUUGAAGCGGGAAGUGGGGCUGAUGGGAGCCGUGUCUCUCAUUGGAGGGACGAUGAUUGGAUCUGGGAUCUUCAUGUCCCCACAGACGGUGCUGGCCAGCAUCGGCAGCCCCGGCGCCAGCUUGGUGGUGUGGGCAUGCUGCGGCUUACUGGUCAUAACGGUGUCUUUCUGUUAUGCCGAGCUGGGCACCGUCAUCAAAGAAUCAGGAGGAGAAUACAUCUACAUCCUCAGGACUUCCGGUCCAGUCGUUGCCUUCAUGCUCGUGUUCAGCUCUGUGAUGUUUGUCAGACCUGCUGGUAUCGUUGGCAUUUCCCUGAGCUUUGCUCAGUAUGUGGUGGCACCCUUUUAUCCUGAAUGCUCCCCUCCAGUGUUGGUGGUGAAAUUUGUAGCAGCAGCUGCUAUUUUAACUCUAGCUGUUGUGAACAGCAUGAAUGUUCGCUUUUCCAUGUCAGUGCAGGUGUUUUUCAUGGUGGCUAAGGUUCUGGCGUUGGCAGUUAUCAUAAUAGGAGGGGUGGUGAUGCUGGUCAGAGGACACAAUGAGAGCUUCAAAGACUCCUUUGAAAACACAAACUUGGGGAUCAAUCCCAUUGGAAUUGCCUUCUACCAAGGACUGUGGUCUUAUGAUGGAUGGAACAAUCUGAACUAUGUGACUGAGGAGCUGAAACGUCCUGAGAAGAAUCUUCCCAGAGCGCUGCUGAUAGCCAUUUCUCUGGUAACUGGCUUGUACCUGAUGGUGAAUGUGAGCUACCUGGCAGUAAUGACCCCAAAAGAGCUCAUGUCCUCCAAUGCUGUAGCAGUAACCUGGGGGAAUAAGGUGUUAGGCAGUUGGGGUUGGAUCAUGUCCGUGGCUGCAGCUCUGUCAGCUUUUGGUUCCUUAAAUGGGACUUUCUUCAGUGGAGGUCGUGUUUGCUUUGUAGCUGCCAGAGAAGGCCACAUGCCUGAAAUUCUGUCCAUGGCUCAUGUCCACCGACUAACUCCGUCUCCAGCGCUGAUCUUCACCACCGUAAUCUCUUUGGUGGUCCUGAUCCCUGGAGACUUUCAAAGUAUAGUGAACUACUUCAGUUUCACAGCCUGGUUUUUCUACGGCAUCACUUUGGGAGGACUCAUCUACCUCAAAAUCAAGAAGAAGGAUCUCCCUCGACCAUACAGCGUUCCACUAAUCCUCCCCAUACUGGUCCUGCUUGUGGCAAUAUUCCUGGUCUUGGCUCCCAUCAUAGACAAUCCUCAGAUUGAAUACCUCUAUGUAGCUUUGUUUAUAUUAAGUGGUGCUUUAAUCUAUGUUCCUUUCAUCCAUUUCAAGCUCUGUCCCGGUCUGCUCAGAAAGAUGACUGUGUUCCUGCAGCUGUUUUUGGAAGUCGCGCCUGCAGACAAAAACUUGUGAUUUUGACCUUCACUUAUUAAUUUGUCUGGAAAAAAACAGCUAAAAGCACCAAAAUAUUUUCAUAUGGACUGGGUCUGUUAUUUGAAAUGUUAUUAGAAUUGUGCAGUGUUUUAUUUUAGUCUAAUUUCUUUAAAAAUAAUAAUAAUAACGUUGUCAUAAAUGUACAUUUUUGCAUUAAAAAAACUUCAAAUAAAAGAUUUUAGGUUGAAUAGUUUUGCAAAAGUUCCAGGUCUCUUCUCAAAACUGAUAACCAAAAAUAUGAAUGCCUUUUCAUUCUAAAUGUAUCUCUAUAUCUAAAUUUUCAAGUGUAGUUAUAGAGUUAUCUGUUGCUUUGAAGACAGUAAAAAAAAUCAAAAUAAAAGACUUGGUAAAUUGUAUUCUUGUACUGUUACACUUAAAAUACGUGAGAUAGUACAUUAACAUUUAAGAAACACUUUUUACAUGUCAUCAUGCAACUUUUAGCUCUAAUUACAGAGCUAGGGGUGUCACUGGUAAUUUUAACAAUUUGAUUGAUCAUAAUUUGUGGUUUCUGGUGUGAUUCAUAGUUGAUACUUUUUUCUUUUGAACUAUCCAUUUUAAGUCAAUUCACUGACCUAAAAUCAAUUCAGGACAUCAUUAGCCAAAAAUGUAUCCGGUGUGGCUCGGAGAUGAAUACCUGGGUAUUCAAAUUAUGGUUUUCCAGUAUAUAUUGCAAGAUAAUGAUGUGAUAAUUCAGUAUGUCUAAAGUGAAAAAUACACAGGUAUUAGCAAAAUUAUGUCUUUAAAUGUGUCAUAUUUGCAUUCUAAAAGACAGACUUUUCUAAAAGUUUCUCAUAUAUUUGCGUUCUAAUUCAGUUGCUUUAGACAAAUAAACAUUUUUUCCAAAGAUACUUGUUUGGUAAAAUUGCAUGUCCUUCCAAAACAGACACAACAAUGCAAUCCACAAAAAGGUGUUCAAUAAUCUCUCCAUCUUCCUGACAGAAGGAACACUUAUUACUAACAUUGGGGAAAAAAACGACAAAUACAAUUUUUUACUUGGUAAAAUCCAUGUACCAUCUUGAAUAAAAAUUCUUUGAUGUUGUUAGGAAUAAUAUAUUUACAUGGUAAUAAAAAAAUUGUGUUCCAUUAAUUUUUGUCUAAAUAUGGCCACCUAUGUUCACAUACAGGGUUAAAUUUCAGUCUUCACAUUUUACAUUUUGUGCUCUUAAAUAUAUAUUAUGUGGAAUUAAGCUAAUUACCAAAUCAAAUUCUUUCCAAGGUAUAACGACAUAAUAUUUGCGUAUAAAUCCCAUGAGUGCCGAUUUCCCUUAUCAUCAAAUAAUUGAUUUACUGUAAUAAGCUUAUUGACAAACCAGUUUUGUAAAAAUAAAGUUUUGCUUUUGUGUAACAUGUAACAAUUUUUCCACAAAAUGCAAUUGUGAUGGGAAAAGUUGUGUUUAAACAUAAGAGUCCAGCAAAACAGAGCUUGUUGGUGAAAAUUGGCCAAUCUAACAGGGAGCUUUCCAACAGAGAAAGGGCAAGGACCUCCUAAAUUACCAAAUAAAUAGUUUGGGAAAAUAUUCCUUAAAACUCUUUUUUUGACUGUUUUAUAUUAGCUAUCAGACAUUUCUGUUUAAGAAAGAGGGAAAAUGUCGAGCUUUACCAGAUAUAAUUCACAAUCUAAGUUCAAAGUGGCCGAAAAGAAAACUCUGAUGACCCAGCAUUCUAGUAUAAUUUAAACGCAUCAUUUACGGACGAAACUGUGAGACGUGAAAACAGUCUCACCACAGAUUUGUGCAUAACUGAGGUUUUGUGUGUGGAUAACAAGUGAUUGGUGUGUAAUUUUUAAAGAUUUGCAUUUGUAAAUUGUUUCAAGCUGUUGUCAUUUUAAUUUGUGCAUUUGUAAAAUGUAUUUUGUCUCAAUUUUGUAAUUUUUGUAAUUAUGUACACAAUGUAUUUUAAGGAGUUAAUGUCAAGAAUCGAAAUUUACACACAGAUCAUGAAUCUGUAUGCACAAAUCCAAGGCUACGCAAAUAUGAUGAAUUACACACCCAUAAAUCAGGGUGAUAUUUACUUCUCUCCAUACCCCAAUAGUCAAAAGUACUGUACAGCUGGAUAACUCUGAUAUUGCUCGCCAUUUCUGUUGCUAUGCUAAUGUUAGCUUGGGCUUGCAAGGGCUGUAAGCUAGCUAGAGAGUGUGCAAACAAAGGGAUGAUGGGAUAUCAGCAGAAACUUACUUUCAUGCCAACAAUCCCGUCCACAACUCAGAGCAGAAAUUCUAAUAAAGAACUGCCGCUCUGCAGAAACUAUGACCUAGAAAAUGACUGUUUUUUUUUUUUAAUUUUGCCUAAAAACGACAUAAUCACAAUUAUAGGAAUGCUUUUAAAACAGAUCAAAUAAGCUUGGAGUCUGACGUUAAACAGCAUGAUUCCUUCCCAAGUUAAUUACGUUAUGAUUUAAGUUAUUAUUAAUCCAACAUUUUGGAAAGUUCUUGGUUUGAAUCCUCAAAGGGAACUUUCUGGGUGGAGAUACAUGUUCCCCCUGUGUGGGGAGAUUUUUUUUCUCCAGGAGUCCAAAAACAUGCUUUCUAGUAUAAAUAUGAAUGCAUGUGGUUGCAUGGUCCUGCCAUGGACUGGUGAUCCAUGUAGAGCGUACCCCUUCUUCCCCCAACAGCUGGGAUA